Molecule: messenger RNA, 1733 nt
Organism: Dromiciops gliroides (monito del monte)
Lineage: Eukaryota; Metazoa; Chordata; Mammalia; Microbiotheria; Microbiotheriidae
Gene: BBC3
Product: BCL2 binding component 3
Exons: 5
Coding region: 275-937 (220 amino acids)
Biological process (GO): positive regulation of release of cytochrome c from mitochondria; release of cytochrome c from mitochondria; intrinsic apoptotic signaling pathway in response to endoplasmic reticulum stress
Cellular component (GO): mitochondrion
Source: RefSeq, a predicted model, not a curated record
CGGCUGCAGCGCGAGGCGGCGGCGGCGGCGGCCGCGGCAGAACCAGCCUGGGAGCCGGCGGCGCAAGACACAUGCGUGCGGCCCGCGGGAGCCACAGCAGGAGCGGGAGUGGGAGCAGCGGCGAGCAGCGGCGGCGGCGGCGGCGGCGGCAGCGGCAACAGCAGCAGCAGAGGAGGCGGUGGAGAGCAGGCAGCGCGGAGCCAGGCGCCCCUGGCCCGGCCCGGUCCCCGCCUGACAGUCCAACCAGCCCGCCCCCGCCCCCGACGGCGCGUUCAUGCCCCCGGGGGUAUCAUUCUCUGCCUCUGCAUUGGCUCCCAUGGCCAGAGCGCAGCAGGACGGCAGCUCCCCAGAGCCAGUAGAGGGUCUGCCCCGCGAAAGCCCGAGAACCUUUCCCCUGGGGCGGCUCAUGCCCUCUGCGGUCUCCUGCAGCCUCUGCGAGGCUGGCCUGAACCCAUCUGCUGACUCCAUGUGCCCAGCCCCCGGCCCCGCGCUGGCGCCCCCGUCCCUCCUGCCGCUCGCCUACUUCUGCACUCGACAGCCCCGCGCCUAUGGGGGCCCCCGCUGGGCACGGGUGGCCAGAAGCCCUGUGCCCGGCAGCCAGGGCCAGAGUGGCUCCCAACCCUCUUUGGGUGAAAGGUCUGCCGAGGAAGAGGAGGACGGAGGUCAGGAGAGGGAGCCCCAGGUAGCAUCUCCGAUGUCUGGUGGCCCCCCGGGGGUGUUGGGCCCAGAACACGGGGACCAAGGAGAGCAGCAGGACCGGGAGAUCGGUGCCCAGCUCCGGAGGAUGGCCGAUGAUCUCAAUGCUCUGUAUGAGCAGCGGAGACGAGAGGAGGAGCAGAGACGUCACCUCUCACCCUGGAGGCUUCUCUACAAUCUCAUCUCAGGGCUCCUGGCCCCACACCGAGGGAACGGGAUCCCCGAAAUUGAGCCCAACUAGCCUCCAGUGCCCACCUUGCAGGACACCAUGUGUUGGGGGGUGCGGCUGGAGGAGGUCUGGAGGGCAGGACCUUCCAACCCCCCCCCUUCCUGUGGACUCUUGGCAAAAUGUAGCAUAUCAGACAUGGGCACAGAUGCCCCCUUUGGUGGGGCCUGGGUCGGGGCGAAUGACUCUGGGUCCAGCACUGGAAAAAGCCCCUGCCCGGAUUGCUUGGGAGGACAGUUGUGGGGGGGCGGGGGGCGGUUCGGGGCCAGACUGCUGAGGCUCCAGACCCGAGGAGGAGGGGGCCUGGUGGGAGGAGAGGGGGGACCUCUAGAGAGGAGGGGUCAGGUAGGGGCACCCAGGGAGUCUGAGGGGAAUGAAAGGUGACAGAGCUGUCCCCUCUGCCCCCUGCCACCUCAGCCUGGGCGACCUUCUCCCUGGCUUUUCUCGUCCUGCCCGAGCCGGCUGGUCUUUGGUGCUUUGCUCCAUGCCUUGUUGGAAUGAGCCAAAAACUAACCACUAGCUUCCCAGAGUCUGUAUCCCGUGGAGCCAGUCUCUUUCCUGAGCCGGCAGGUAACCCUGCCCCAGUUUUCAUUUCCUAGGGGAGGGGUGAGAAGGAAACAAGGGGGGGUGACCCUCUCUCCAGCCCCUCUAAGGCAAACCCACUGUGGAACUGAUAGAGAAAACAUGGGCUCCUCUGGGUCCCCUUUGCCCCAGGAGGCUGAGGGAGGCUCAGAGCCCCUUGGAAAGAAGGCUUGGGCUGACGUUCCCAGGGGGCAGGGCAGGGACCCUCCAAGCAGGAGGCUCUGGGGCA